Molecule: messenger RNA, 1709 nt
Organism: Erigeron canadensis
Lineage: Eukaryota; Viridiplantae; Streptophyta; Magnoliopsida; Asterales; Asteraceae
Product: sulfoquinovosyl transferase SQD2
Exons: 11
Coding region: 191-1516 (441 amino acids)
Biological process (GO): glycolipid biosynthetic process; sulfolipid biosynthetic process
Cellular component (GO): chloroplast envelope
Molecular function (GO): UDP-sulfoquinovose:DAG sulfoquinovosyltransferase activity
Source: RefSeq, a predicted model, not a curated record
AUAAUUCCGAUUAUUUAUAUAAUUUUAUAUAUAUUGUACUUGCUUACAAGUCACCACCACCACCACCUAUGAUAAUUGCUUUCCAUUAGUAAACAGAAAUCCCUCUUUCUUUCUUUCUUUCAAGAUUUUCAACUUAAAAAGAUACCAAUCAUCAAUAAAGAUUCCAUCUUUUUUAGCGUUGUUAGCAACAAUGACAAUUGAAGAAAUGAAGAAAGAAGAAGAAGAAGAGGGCCCUCCUUCUCAAGUUGAAUCUGAGAUUAGCAGUAAGCCCAGGCGCAUCGCUCUCUUUGUUGAGCCUUCUCCCUUUGCAUACGUGUCUGGAUACAAGAAUCGGUUCCAGAACUUCAUUAAAUAUCUGCGUGAGAUGGGGGAUGAGGUGAUGGUUGUAACGACUCAUGAGGGGGUGCCUGAAGAAUUUCAUGGAGCUAAGUUGGUUGGCUCACGAAGCUUUCCUUUCCCAUGGUAUCAGCAGGUGCCACUUUCCCUUGCCCUGAGCCCUAGAAUCAUCAAUGAGGUUAAACAGUUCAAGCCAGACAUCAUCCAUGCGUCCUCUCCUGGUAUAAUGGUUUUUGGAGCGCUGGCAAUUGCAAAAAUGUUGUCUGUCCCCAUAGUGAUGUCCUAUCAUACACAUGUCCCCGUAUACAUACCAAGAUACACAUAUAGCUGGCUUGUUCAACCAAUGUGGUUAGUCAUAAAGUUUCUUCACCGAGCUGCUGAUCUUACAUUGGUUCCAUCUGCUGCUAUUGCAAAGGAUCUUCAAGAAUACAAAGUAGCAGCAGCUAACACAAUUCGUCUAUGGAAUAAGGGCGUGGAUUCAGAUGGUUUCCAUCCAAAAUUUCAAUCUCAUGAUAUGCGAGUUAGACUAACCAAUGGUGAACCUGAUCGACUAUUGAUCGUACAUGUUGGCCGUAUUGGAGUUGAGAAAAAUUUAGAUUUCCUUAAAAGUGUCAUGGAAAAGAUACCACAGGCACGGAUAGCUUUUGUUGGAGAUGGCCCAUAUAGAGAGGAUCUUGAAAAACUAUUUGAAGGCAUGCCAGCAGUAUUCACAGGGAUGUUAAAUGGUGAAGAAUUAUCACAAGCAUAUGCCAGUGGAGAUGUAUUCUUAAUGCCUUCAGAAUCCGAAACUCUUGGGCAAGUAGUCCUAGAAGCCAUGUCAUCAGGACUCCCUGUUGUGGCUGCCCGUGCUGGUGGUGUACCUGAUAUGAUCCCUUUUGAUCAGGAGGGCAAAACGGGGUACCUCUUCUCUCCAGGAGAUCUUGAUGACUGCUUAAGUAAACUAGUUCCAUUAUUAAACGACUCAGAGUUACGUAAAAAAAUCGGGCAGGCUGCUCGAUUGGAGACGGAGAAAUAUGAUUGGAGGGCAGCCACACGAGUGAUUAGAAACCAGCAGUAUAAUGCUGCGAUAUGGUUCUGGGAAAAGAAACGAGCAGAACUAAUGAAACCAUUGUAUUGGCUUGCAAAAUGUUUUCUUCCGACAGACACGCCCCGAAAGAUAACACCAACAGCUAUUCCAUAGCUACGAACCCAACCCAAGAUCUAUAAUUUGUAAAAUAUGGGCUGUACCGAUGUUCAUGCUUGUUUUUUUUUCUUCUUAUUAUAGUAGUGUAUAAGUGCAAUUGUGUUAUAUAUAUCUUUAUUUGGUUGUAGGAAGGGGGUGAUAGAAUGGUAAAUAUUAUUUCAUUAUUUGUAGUAUGUAUUAUAAAACACUA